UUUUUGUUUCCUGCAGAAACAUGAACGAACUCAGAAAACUGAAGCGUGGGAUCAGCACCAAGCGAAGCGACCCUGUCAUCGUCCAACAAGCCCAAAUUCCCUUUGAUGAGUGGGAGGAGCAACAACGGUAUUGGCCUUCACCGCUGGUGCCGCUGGCGACCCCAUCGCCACGGGCGCCUCUGGUGAGCCCUUCACUGAGGGCGCUGCAAGUGAGCCCUUCGCCGCGAGCGCCACCGGUGAGCCCCACGGGGUCACCGCGGACCCCAGGCGGGAGCCAGAAGAAGCCGGUGUUGGGCAAGGUGAAGAGCAAGGCUAAGAAGUGGAUGCAUCUGCUGCACCACAAGAAGAAGCUCCCCGCGCACGAGGAGAUGAUGAUGUGGACGCCGCGUAUCGGUCCUGGCUUGGACGAUGGCUACAGUAGGGGGGAACUACACGAUGCCGAUGAGCACCUUGGGACACCAAGCACAGCUCUCCACCCAACUUCAUUUGCUGAGUCGGCACACGAACCUGAGGUGUACAUGGAAGUCCCAUCAAGGCAGAACACACCAGCCCCGAGCCCCAACGCGCGCCAGGAACAGCCAUUCUUCAAGGUCAGCAGCCGGUUCGAGUCAGAAAUGAAGGAAGCCAACGAAAUGCUGAUGGAAUCGAAGCAGCUCCGUGUCAGAACGUCCAAGCAGAAGACUGUGACGUUCGCACCGAUACUAGAAUAUGGGCCAGAGAUCGAAAACAAAGGCCGAAGCGUCGACAAAGAACUCCCUGAAUCAACAACCGGAGUAUUCAGAAAGUCAUGCACUACAGUAUACCAGGCUGGCCUAAAGAUGGUUUCUAGAAUCCAAGAUACAAUGGUAGCAUACAACAUCGACAGAAGUCGCGCGGUAGAGAAAAUAGUAUCAGUCAAUAGAUACCUUAUGCUGAAGCUGGAGCCUGGAGAAGACGACGAAGCGCUUGCGGAAGGCAUCACCGAGGCUGUCCUAAAUCUGUUGGAAGCCUGGAGCGAGAAUGUCGAAAGGCCUUUGAUGCAGAGGUCAAAGGAGAUCUCUUCCUGGUUCCUGCAUGGAGGGAGAGAAGAAUCACUUCCUGUCCCAGUGUCUACGCAUCCUUGUGCAAACGAAGGUAAUCUUCACCAGAUGCAGAAGAGUUCUAUUCAUUAGAUAAUUAACUACUAAUUGGAGCAAAUCAGAGUGACACGGCAUUAGUAGAGUUUGUUCACCUUACAAUAUAGACCCUUGGAGGCAAAGACUAAGAGCGUGCCCCAUGUAUACUCUGUUCAUAGAAUUAACAUUGUAGUGAAAACAUCUUGUGUAAUGUGUAUUACAAGUGAAACCGAAAGGAAAUUUCCACACCUUUGUACAAGAAAGUUUACAAGUAAACGACUGCGAUCUUGAUUGAUGACCUCUUCAGACGAACCUCGGCACUAUGGUUCCAUCAGAGAUUACAUUUCUACAUUUACAAUAACUGAACCAAAAAUACUCAACUCUACAGCUAACUUAUGCAAAAAAAAAGGCACAAAUCAUGCCUUUAAAUGAGCAACUGCCUCCAUAUUCAUAUCAAACUGAAUUUCGAUACAACCAUAUUAUGGUCGACACAAAAGCAAAUUACACAGGUCAACUUUACAUAAUGACAAAAUUGAUAACUCACUUUUAGAAUAUUGAGAUUAGAAAAAGAUAAGUUACAUAAUUGUUUGAUCUCACAACAUUCACUGGUACAGCCAUACAUACAUGACAUAUCAUCUCUUUUACUGGACCAUUAGGGACUGGGUUUCACUACACACACGGUAUAUGUUCAUAUGGGCAAGUGCAGAAAGGCGCCAGUGUAAACCCUGCCACUUCAGAUA
Messenger RNA from Lolium perenne, 1834 nucleotides. NCBI's taxonomy places the organism in Eukaryota, Viridiplantae, Streptophyta, Magnoliopsida, Poales, Poaceae. The record is from RefSeq and is a predicted model, not a curated record.